Poecile atricapillus (Black-capped chickadee) is the source of this 2726-nucleotide messenger RNA. It is a transcript of the gene USP30, whose product is annotated as ubiquitin specific peptidase 30. NCBI's taxonomy places the organism in Eukaryota, Metazoa, Chordata, Aves, Passeriformes, Paridae. Gene Ontology annotation, cellular component: cytosol; nucleus. Gene Ontology annotation, biological process: protein deubiquitination. Bases 54 to 1475 code for a protein of 473 amino acids. Gene Ontology annotation, molecular function: cysteine-type endopeptidase activity; cysteine-type deubiquitinase activity. The record is from RefSeq and is a predicted model, not a curated record. The transcript has 13 exons.
CGCGGGCCCGCGUUCCGGCGCGGCCAUGCUGGCGGACGGGCCGGCACCGAGCCAUGCGGAGCUGGGGGGUGCUGGGGGGAGCGGCGGCGGCGCUGGCGGCCGGGAUUUACGUCCUGUGGGGCCCCAUCACCGGCAGGAAACGGCGCCGGAGAGGGCUUGUCCCAGGCCUCCUGAACCUGGGCAACACUUGUUUCAUGAAUUCCCUGCUCCAGGGCUUGUCCUCCUGCCCCUCCUUCAUCAGGUGGCUGGAGGAGUUCACAGCACAGUACAGGACAGAGCAGGAGAAAUCCCAGGAACAUCAUCAGCACCUGUCAGUGACUUUGCUGCAGCUCCUGAGAGCUUUAUCCUGCCAGGAGGUGACAGAGGACGAUGUCCUGGAUGCCAGCUGCCUGCUGGAGGUGCUGAGGAUGAACAGGUGGCAGAUCUCCUCCUUUGAGGAGCAGGAUGCCCAUGAGCUGUUCCAUGUCCUGACCUCUUCCCUGGAGGACGAACGGGAUCGGCAGCCCCGUGUGACCCAUCUGUUUGAUGUGCAUUCCCUGGAGCAACCAGAAAUAACCCAAAAGCAAAUAAGCUGCAGGACAAGAGGAUCUCUUCCUCCUGUGUCCAGCAACUGGAAAUCUCAGCACCCUUUCCAUGGAAGGCUGACCAGCAACAUGGUCUGCAAACACUGUGAGCACCAGAGCCCUGUGAGGUUCGACACCUUUGACAGCCUCUCCCUGAGCAUUCCAGCGGCGGUGUGGGGUCGUCCCAUGACACUGGACCACUGCCUCCAUCACUUCAUCUCCUCUGAGUCUGUCAAGGAUGUUGUGUGUGACAACUGCACCAAAAUCCAGGCAGAAGGAAUUCUGAAUGGACAGAGCAUAGAAAACCAGAGAACGACGUUUGUUAAGCAAUUAAAGUUAGGAAAGCUGCCCCAGUGUUUGUGCAUCCACCUGCAAAGGCUGAGCUGGUCAAACCAGGGCACUCCCCUGAAGAGACACGAACACGUCCAGUUCAACGAGUUCCUGGUCAUGGACAUCUACAAAUAUCGGGUUCCUGGGCCCAAAUCCAGCCAGGAGCAGCUCAGCCAGAAAAACUCCGAGGAGAUAACCCCUGGAAUAAAGGAUGGGAGAGCAGGGAAACCUUCAGAUGCAGAACAACCAGCUGGUACCAAACCUCUCUUCAUGAAUGGUGCCUCCUCUUCCUCCUCCACUUCCUCAUUUUUAAUGUCCCCAGGAGCUUUCCCACUUGCUGCAUUCCCUGAGUGCAGGGCCCCGCUGUACCUGUACCGCCUGAUGGCCGUGGUGGUGCACCACGGGGACAUGCACUCGGGACACUUCGUCACCUUCCGGCGCGCGCCGGGCGCCCGCGGCAGCCAGUGGCUCUGGAUCUCGGAUGAAUCCGUGCGCAGGGCCAGCCUGCACGAGGUGCUGGCUGCCAGCGCCUACCUGCUGUUCUAUGAGCGCGUGCACGGCCGGGCCCAGCCCCAGAGCUGAGCCGGGAGCGCCGGCACCGUCCCGAGGCCUCGGAUCGCGCCUCUCCGUUAUGCAAACCUCCCCCUCUCCCCAGGCUCCCUUCCCUGUGGGAGCAGCUGGGAAUUGGGGUUUGUACCCAAAUCCCGCUGUCCCAGCCCGUGCAGCCCCGGGUGUGUGCUGAGAAGCGUUUUCCUGCCUUGUCCCAAGGCUCUAUUCCAUGUCCUUUUCCCAGGGAGAUGCUUUAUCCCGCGCAUUUUGUUUCCCAAGGGCCUGGAGAGGGGUUGAUGUCAAGCUGCUGUUGAAGAGCCCAUCCCAGUCCCUCCCCUGGCACCUCCAUUAUGCACCAGCCCCAUUCCCUGUGGCAAUGGCUGGGAAUUGUGUUUUGUACCAAAAUUCCUGGAGCUGUUCCAGUGUCCAGCCCCGAGCGUGUGUUGGGAAUCCUUUUGUCUGCCAGGCAGGGAUUUUAUCCCAAGGCUCUAUUCCCAAUGUUUCCUAGUGGGGAGCCCUGGGAGGGGACGAGGGGAAGCUGCUGUUGGCGAUGAUUUAAGACACAAAGUGCCUUGAGCUUCCCUGAACAGCUGCAUUGCCACUGGCCCAGCCCUCUGCAUGCCCACUGUGUCCUGGGAAUGCCUCACAGCCACGGGAUGAACUCAUGGAAUCACAUUUCUCCUGACCUAUCAAGGCAUCUCCACAAACGGCCCCGAUCCAAAAGAUUUCCCUGUUCACACCAUUUUCCUCCCACUGUCCCCCUUCUUUAUAAAGUCCUUCUCCUGAUUUAAAUUGCUUUAUCCAGGAGAUAAUUUUGUAUCUAUUAAGAGUUGAAACCUUAAUUUAUUGCUCCAUACCUUUGGAAUAUAGCUGAAAUCAGCACAUGGAAGUGUUUGCUAGUGCUCAGUGUUGUCAUUUCCUUCAGCACUGUUGAAUCCAGUUGUUUUGUAGCAUCCACUACAACUUUUAAUGCUGUGAUUUCCAAGCUGCUGUAAUUGUUCUAGACUUGCCCUUCCCCUUUGAUUGCUGGAAUUCUAUUAUGGAUUGCUAUUCCCAGCACUGGGAUCCACGCUCCUGGCUUGCAGCUGAGCUGUAGAGCAGCCCCUGGCCUUGUUAAAUGGAAUAUAAACAACAGGGUGGGCACUUACUGGUCUCAUGAAGAAAUCUGGGAGUCCUGCAUCAGCUCCAGGCUGCCAUGUAAAUAGAAAUAAGGGGAAUUCUGCUGCUCUGGAUUGUUUGAGGUAUUUAAAAAAAAAAAAAAAUCAAAUAAAAACAAAUCCCAAA